AUGUUUCCAAUCUAAAAGGAAAAAAAAGAAUUAUAAGAAAGUUUAAAUUAAUUGAAUUAUUUUGAAGAUAUCAUAUAAUUAUCAGAAGUAUAGAUGAAUUAAUAAGAUAAUUUGAAUUAUUAUUUAAUAAUGCUGAAUAUUAUUAAACUUUAGACAUAUUCAAAAAUACAAAAUAAACAAUUUAAGAUAUAAUGGAAAAUAAUAUUAUUGAAUUGCCAUCAUUAUUAUAAACAAAAAAAUGAAUUUGUAAAUAAUUAUAUAUAUAAAUUAAAAUAGAAAACACCAAGUUUAAGUAGAAUUUGUUUUAAUCAUAAAAAAGAAAUAAUAAUGAUUGAUAUGGAUACUGAAAAUAAGAAAAUUGAAGAUAGAUUAGUUUUUGUUGAUUGUAUAUUUGAGAAUCCAUGA
Messenger RNA from Paramecium primaurelia, 405 nucleotides. The record is from the annotation of a GenBank genome assembly. NCBI's taxonomy places the organism in Eukaryota, Ciliophora, Oligohymenophorea, Peniculida, Parameciidae.